Dalotia coriaria is the source of this 1073-nucleotide messenger RNA. Its product is annotated as trypsin-1-like. The record is from RefSeq and is a predicted model, not a curated record. Lineage: Eukaryota; Metazoa; Arthropoda; Insecta; Coleoptera; Staphylinidae. Gene Ontology annotation, molecular function: serine-type endopeptidase activity. Gene Ontology annotation, biological process: proteolysis. The transcript is spliced from 7 exons. Bases 83 to 889 code for a protein of 268 amino acids.
AAACCAUUCAAGUACUUAGUAAAUUAUAUUACUCCAUUAAUUAAUUGAAAGCAGUCAACCAAAGAAGAUAAAAUAUUCAAAUAUGAUUGCUUCAAAUUCACGUUUAAGUGUAUUUUUUAUUCUUUUAUUUCUUGUCAUAUACGGCAACUUGGCAACCGUCGAGGAUAUCACUAAGACAUCAGCUGCAGGCAGAAUAGUGAAUGGAACACAUGCCAAGCGUGGCGAGAUUCCAUACAUUGUUUCGAUUCGGAGAUUUAAUAGACACAGCUGCGGGGGUUCCAUCUUGGAUGCGCGUCACGUGCUUACCGCUGCCCAUUGCGUCUUCGACAGAGCCGUCGAAGAGUUGCAAGUCCAAUAUGGGGUUUUAGACAUUGGCGAUGGUGACAGCAAUGUUAUUAAUGUUACGAACACUGUGACGCAUUCAGAAUAUUUUCAAGAUUAUGGCAAUAUCAACGACAUCGCAAUUAUUACACUUGAGGAAGAUAUCGUAUUCAGCGACAUGGCCCAACCGACAGUUCUUCCGGAAGCAUUCGCACCGACACCAGCUGGUGCACAUAGCAUUUUAGCCGGAUGGGGAUUAAACGGAACUGGUGGUGCUAGACAACAACACUUACAACGUGUUGACUUGGUCAUCUACUCAGACGAUGAUUGUGAAGAAGCUCAUCCAUUCAGGACUUUCAGAGAGUAUCAUAUUUGCUCGGGUGUGCCCGAAGGCGGUAAGGGCCAAUGCAACGGUGAUUCGGGUGGACCCUUAUAUGCAGGAGGCGUGCAAGUUGGGAUCGUGUCGUGGUCUGUAAAGCCAUGUACAAUCCAAGGAUAUCCGGGCGUUUUCGUCAAGGUUGCAAAUUAUGUUCCAUGGAUACACAAUCAAAUAUCUCAUAUCUCUUAACAACGGUAAAAAGUGAAAUUACUAUAUAAACAGCGUUAAUUAAAAAGUAUAAAAUAAAUAAUUGCAUAACUAUGAACAAAUAAUAAAUGGUGUAACAAUCCACUUGAUUGCAAUAUUAAUAGAUACAAGUAUGUACACGAGAAGCAGGUACACCAAUGACCUGAUGAGAGAUUAUCAGAAUCAA